Molecule: messenger RNA, 6209 nt
Organism: Solea solea (common sole)
Lineage: Eukaryota; Metazoa; Chordata; Actinopteri; Pleuronectiformes; Soleidae
Product: AMP deaminase 2-like
Exons: 18
Coding region: 16-2832 (938 amino acids)
Biological process (GO): AMP metabolic process; IMP salvage
Cellular component (GO): cytosol
Molecular function (GO): AMP deaminase activity
Source: RefSeq, a predicted model, not a curated record
CACGUUGGAUCUACAAUGCUCUCCUCUGUGGCUGUUUCCCCCUGCAUUGGCUACAGGAAGCUUAGUCCCUGGUUGCUAGGGCAACCGAGGAGGAUGGCCCUCAGCAGGAGGUGGGGAGGCCUCGGGCUGCCUCUCAGCUUGUCCCUGAGCGGCGUGUCUGUUGACCUGCUGCUGGCAGGGAGGAGGAGGAGGAGGAGGAGCCAGCUCUGCAGAGGAGCUUCUCCCCGUGCGGCGUGGGUCCUGCAUCCCCUCUGCCCCACCACUAUACAGAGCUCCAGCAUCAGAGCGAAAGCUCCUCUCUUCCUCUACUCCAGCAGUAACAAGAGCACUGCAGCCAAGAUGUCAUCCUCUUCCUCCACCUCCAACGGACAAGGGAUGCUCAAGCCGAAAUCCCCGUUUCGUAAGAGGGGGAGUCUUCAGAGCACCACCAGCCCUGAUCUGUGUGGAAUAUCUGGGCCCAAGCCUCUCAAGCCUCAGCGUUCCCUGCCAGGGACGCCCGAUUCUGUCAAGCACCAUCCAGCCGACCUGCGAGCAUCCAUGGAGGAGAAGUACAAAGAGAUUGCAGAGGAGCUGUUCACUCGCAGCAUGACUGAGAGUGAGAUGAGGAGCGCUCCCUACGAGUUCCCCGAGGACAGUCCCAUCGAAAAGCUGGAGGAGCGGCGCCACCGUCUGGAGAGGCAAAUUAGCCAGGACAUUAAGCUUGAACCCGAGAUCUUGGUCCGUGCCAAACAGGACUUCAUGAAAAUCGACAGCACGGCAGACCUAGAGUUAAUGAAGGACAUGUGUUUGGAUACUGUCGAUGAUGGCUUCAGGGAGAGAGCGUUGCCACUGGAGCGAGAGUACCAGCGGGUCUCCAUAUCCGGCGAGGAGAAGUGUGGGGUUCCCUUCAUUGACCUGUUAGAUGCUGCCAAGUGUGUGGUGAAGGCGCUGUUCAUCCGGGAGAAGUACAUCAACCGAUCCAUGCAGAACUUCUGUAAGACCACGUCUCGUGCCCUGCAGGAGCUCGGGAUGAAGCCUCUGGAUCUGAGAGUCUAUGACGAUAUACCGGAUACUCCUGUAGAUGCAGAUGCCCCAGUCCAUCCACCUGUUUGUCAUACUCACCCCUACGACAACCAGGACCCCUCCAACAUGCCGGCAGACACGGGAUACGGAUGCCAGAUGGUGAACGGCUUGGUCCAUGUCUACACCAACAAUAACAAUAUGGACAAGGGCGCAGAACUGGACUUGCCAUAUCCGGACCUGAAGGAGUACAUCGCAGACAUGAAUGUUAUGAUGUCGCUCAUUAUUAACGGGCCUGUGAAGUCUUUCUGCUACCGCCGCCUUCAGUACCUGAGCUCCAAGUUCCAGAUGCACAUCCUUCUGAACGAGAUGAAGGAGCUGGCAGCUCAGAAGAAGGUUCCUCACAGAGACUUCUACAAUAUACGAAAGGUGGACACACACAUACAUGCAUCGUCCUCCAUGAACCAGAAGCACCUGCUGAGAUUCAUCAAGAAAGCCAUGAAGAAAUACCCCGAGGAGAUUGUUCACAUCGAGCACGGCCGUGGUCAGACCCUCAAGGACGUGUUUGAGACGAUGAACCUGACGGCCUUCGACCUGAGCGUCGACACUCUCGACGUGCACGCGGACCGCAACACGUUCCAUCGCUUUGACAAGUUCAACGCCAAAUACAACCCCAUCGGCGAAUCCAUCAUCAGAGAGAUUUUCAUCAAGACCAACAACCACAUUGAAGGAAAAUACUUUGCACAAAUAAUCAAGGAAGUCAUGUUUGACUUGGAAGAGAGCAAGUACCAGAACUCAGAACUACGCCUGUCCAUCUACGGUCGCUCCAGGGACGAGUGGGACAAGUUGGCUCAGUGGGCCGUCAAACACCGCGUCUACUCUAACAACGUGCGCUGGCUUAUCCAGGUGCCACGUCUGUUUGACGUGUACCACACAAAGAAGCAUCUGGCCAAUUUCCAGGAGAUGUUGGAGAACAUCUUCUUGCCUCUGUUUGAAGCCACGAUCAACCCACGUAGUCAUCCAGAGCUGCAUCUCUUCCUGGAACAUGUGUCCGGCUUUGACAGCGUCGACGACGAGUCCAAACCUGAGCAGCAUAUUUUUAACCUGGACAGUCCACUGCCAGACAAAUGGACAGAAGAGGACAACCCGCCCUACUCCUACUACCUCUACUAUACCUAUGCCAACAUGACUGUGCUUAACCACCUGCGCAGGCGCCGAGGCUUGAACACAUUUGUCCUGCGACCUCACUGUGGGGAGGCGGGGCCUAUCCACCACCUGGUGUCAGGGUUCAUGCUGUCAGAGAACAUCUCCCACGGGCUGCUGCUCAGAAAGGCCCCAGUGCUGCAGUAUCUUUACUACCUGGCUCAAAUCGGCAUCGCCAUGUCUCCGCUGAGUAAUAACAGCCUGUUCCUCAGUUACCAUCGUAACCCACUGCCAGAGUACCUGUCCAGAGGCCUCAUGGUGUCCCUGUCCACUGACGACCCACUUCAGUUCCACUUCACUAAGGAGCCUCUGAUGGAGGAGUACAGCAUCGCUACUCAGGUGUGGAAACUGAGUUCCUGUGACAUGUGUGAGCUGGCGAGGAACAGUGUCCUCAUGAGUGGAUUCUCCCACAAGGUUAAAAGUUAUUGGCUGGGCCCGAGCUAUUCCAAGGAGGGUCCCGAAAGCAACGACAUCCGCCGCACCAACGUGCCCGAUAUCCGCGUGGCGUACCGCAGCGAGACGCUGUCCGAGGAGCUCAAUCUCAUCACGCACGCCGUUCGCACGGAAGAGCUGGACGGCAUCGCCGAGGACGACUCCCUGACCAUGGCUCCUCUGCUGGGAAAGCGCUGAGACGGAAACCCUGCGGUCCGCGGGACACGGGAGGGACGAGGUGUGAGAGUCAUUCUGCUGUUUUCUAAACAACAACAACUACAAUCACGAUAGAGGAAUCCCACACUCUGACAGCCAACACAUCAACAACACCAAGGAUUCAGUGCUGCUAGAGCAUCUGAGCCUCAUCACUCGUACACUUCUUGUGUCUGAAUCCUUAUUACUUUGCACUAGAGGAUUGUUAAUCCACAUUAUUCUGUCAUUUUCUGACUCUUUUCAGUCUCAGUCAGCAUGAGGAAGUUUAGAAGGAAUGACCAGCACCACAUGUUUUCUGUGACUGAACAGUGAAACACUAGCGGCGUCAAGAAAUGAUGUUUAUGGGACAAAUUACCUGUAGAUUGUGAACAUUUAGUGUGAGUGUGAGUGUUUAUAGGCAGGGAUUAAAUAAUCUACACAUAAGUAGUUGUUUGGUUUUCUCAUUUGUCUCAGAAUAAGCCUUUUAUAUGUACUUUAGUGGAAAUUGUGCUUUUACAAAGUCCAUUAGUUUGGGUUAGGGUUGUGCAGAAGAUGACUCCGCCCACAGUUACUCAGCGAAGGCGGGGCUAGGCUAGAGCACAAAGGCAGAUUCUAUACAUUUGAAUAACAACACAAAGAAAGAACUGUUAGAAACCAAUACAAAGAUAAAAAUUACAAUCAAUGAAAAAAGUGUUCAAAGAAUACAAAGAUCAAUGUCUUAAAAAGGUAAAAUAAAUAUGAAAAAAAUAAGAUUAGCUUUAGAAAAUCAGUAGAUUAAAAUAUAAUAAAUAAAAAAUAAUGUAAAUAAGUAAAUGAAUAGAAGAUAUAAAACGUCAUGAAAUGUUAAAAAAGGACCUUAGAUUGUUAGAAGUGUUUAAUUUAAAGCACUUAUAAUGAAGAAGAAGAAGAUAGUCUGAGAUAUUUGUAUCUAUGGUAACUCAGCGACGUCCUCUCUGGUCUGUGAAGGCCACCGUAGUUCCCUGAGCCGUUAGCUGCAGUCUGUGGUCUCACCGUUACACGUCACUGUUCCCAACAUGCUGGACCUUUGACUUACUGUGUAUGGGAAACACAAACGGAAGUUUGAAGGAAAGGAAAAAGAAAUCAAACAGCAUGAAUUCUGAGGUCCGAUAGAAAGUCAGAAUUUCUCAGAAUUCUUAGAUUAAAGUCAGAAUUCUGAGAUUAAAGGAAAAAAGUCAGAAUUCUGAGAUUAAAGAUUUGUUAGAAUUCAUGCUGUGUUCUUUCUUUCAAUUCUUUUUUUUUUUUUUACAAUACACUAAUACCCUGAUGAAUACUCUGUACCGUAGUAUUCAUAGAAACACUGACAAACAUUUUACAGGUAGUGUAAACUUUGAUGAAAUCAGCUGCAGGUUCCAGAACUCGAUGUGGUUUCAGAUCCUUUUAUUUCCCACACAGAUAAUAAUAUUAAUCAGAAAUGGACUCCUGUGUUUAAGGAAAAGAGAGAAACUGCUGCAUUAGCUCCAGUUAAUGUGUACAAUCCUUUUCUUUUAUGAUAUUUCUGUGAGAGACAUUAUAGUUUUUAACCUUCGCACAAGAAAGUGUGGCCAUGACGUGGGUCCUGGAUCGCUCUCGUUCUCCUUCUGCAGUGAAUGAAAGUAUAAAGUCAUGGAGUGUUUUCCUUGUUGCAUGCAGUGCACUGAAACAUAUGCACCACGACUCCACAGUGCCUUUUCAUUUAGUUUGUUUACACGUGUAAAAGUUCUGCUCUCCUUUCCCCCUCAGUCGUAAACAGUACAGCACUCUGACGCCGCCCAGCUGCUGCUUUGUGUGACGUAACCUUGGACCUUAAUGACGAGUAUUUGUGUCUCAGUUCUCAGUUUACAAGUGUGCAUAGGUAACUGCAUGCCUGCAUGAGUAAUGGCCGACAGAAGAUAGAGAGAGUGACUUUACAGCGAGCUGUGAUGUGAAGCUUCUUAACUCAUUUAGGGCUGGAGUUUUAAAUGACAGCAAAACUAUGGAAGAAAAAAAGAAAAAAAAGGUAAAACUUAGCCUUGAUAAUAAAAAUAUCCUCAAAGUAAGUCGAAAUAUUAUUUAAUAACUAUAAUAUAAUAUGAUGAGAUAAAAAAGUCAUAAUUAUGAGAUAAAAAGUUCAAAUUAUGAGAUAAAACCCCAUAAUUAUGAAAUAAAAAGUCAUAAUUACGAGACAAAGUCGAAAUAAUGAGAUAAAAAGUAUUUUUAUCUCAUAAUUUCGUCUUUCUUUGAGGAUAUUUUUAUUAUCAAGGCUAGUUUUACCUCUUGUUUUUUUGUUUUGUCGGGCGGAUGUUCACCCUGCCCUGAAAUCACUUACUUUUUGCAAACUAUGGUCACUCUUCCACUGUCGCCACUACUGACGACACUUGUUUCACCUCCCAUCAAACUGUGAACAUUCACUGUCAGGUAACAAUGACACCGCAGACGAUCAGAGUUCAGCGUCAGCACAGCAGUGGGAGACAUUAAAGGGAACACGAUGGCAUACGUGUGAUUGUUUGGGUUUCAAGUGUAUAAAGUGUAUUUUUUUAAAGGCGACGUAGAGAUAACAAACAUUUUUAUAUUCACUCCGUAUUGAACUGACUUAGUUCUGUCGCUGUUGAAACGCGUGGAUUAGAGCUUUGUCUGUUUUUUUUUUUUCUUUCAGCACCGGUUUAUUAAUCGUAGAGUUUACGUGCGACAUUCAUGGAGGACGUUGUGUGUCUGUAAAACCGCUUUACUCGACAUAUACCGUCCUCUUUUAUUUCUGGUCGUCGAUGAGCGGCAGUGAUUUAUGCUGAAGAAGCACAAAAACAUACGGUUUCAUUUCUGCCACCUUCAUUUUGUUAUGGGCUUGUUCGUACACGUACACGUUUUUGACGUCAGUUAGAAGGACACUGAGGACGUUUAUGUUGACUUCAUGUCCUCACAGCGUGGUGCACUCACUACAGCGUUGCCCUCGGCAACAGCGGGCCAGUAACUCUUGACUCUUGACUGAUUCUUUUCCUCCAUCAAGUGUCAAUUUGACUCCCUGUAGUGAACGUUUAACACAACGCCAACAAACCCAAAAUAUCUAAGGAUAAAACCAUGAAACGAAACUGAAAUGUUUGAGAAGCGUGAACCUGAGUGAGUUUUUGAGUCUUGAUUGAAUUUUGUUCAAUAGACAAACUGUAAGUCACUGUUUAUUAAUUCCAAGUAUUCCGACACUCACUCAAAUCAUGUUUGUGUUUAUUUGAUUCCUUAAGUGUCUUUGUUGUUGUUUUUUUUACACAGUCUUCUCAAGUUUAGAUUUCAAACUAAUGUGGUGGAUAUUGAAACUGUAGCCACUUCUGUUGCCUGAAUGUCACAGAUUCCAUUUGCUUCUGAUAAGAUUCACGUGUAACGUCUGAGCAAUGAAAUAAAGCAUGUCGAUUCACUGA